AUGGAUGGGAUAAGUAAGGGCGAGGAAGUUCUACGGAUGUUAGCAGAUGAUCUUUUAGAUCUAGAAUCAUUAGCAGAACAGGAAGCCUUGGACAUUUUAGAAAGUAAGCGUGAAAUCGAGCUCGUCGGUGGCGAUGUGCAAAUGACAGAUGUAAACAAACAGCGUUUUGCGACUGUUGAAGAUGGUGACACGGACACUUUUAUUGGAGAAAAUAAAACUAAAAACACAUCAUACAAAACAAGAAGUGAUUUGAAAAUAUUUAGCGACUGGGCUCAAAGUGUUGGAGAACUUAGGCCUGUGGAGACCAUCCCGAUGGAAGAACUUGACAGUUUGUUGGCAAGAUUCUACUUGGAUAAAAAACGAUUUUAUCCUACACGGAAACAUGGAAAUAUUCUUUUAUACACUUAUCAUUCAUGCUUUUUUUCAGCUGUACGUAAACGUGACGGCUCGGAGUAUGAGCCCGACACAAUAAGUGCGAUUCAGAAUAGCCUUGACAGACAUUUGAAAGAGAACAAGGUCAAGUUCAGCAUCAAAAGAGACGAGGGUUUUAGUCAUUCUAAUCGUGUCCUAGAGUCGAAGAGAAAGAGUCUUAAAUCACAGGGGAAGGGAAACAAAAAACUCCGUGCUGAUCCAUUAACCGCCGAGGAGAUAGAAAUGCUACAUAAGCAGAACAUUCUUGGAAGUGCUACACCAGAGAGUCUCCUUCAUACAGUAUGGAUAAACAAUGGUGUCUUUUUUGGUCUGCGUGGGCGUCAGGACCAUACCAAUCUACUCUGGGGAGACAUUGAACUAAAAGUAACCAGUACUGGCAGAGAGUACCUAGAGUUACUUGUUCUAAAAUUCCAUAUUGCUUUUUAA
Messenger RNA from Mercenaria mercenaria, 858 nucleotides. RefSeq lists its product as uncharacterized. The record is from RefSeq and is a predicted model, not a curated record. Lineage: Eukaryota; Metazoa; Mollusca; Bivalvia; Venerida; Veneridae. The coding region runs from base 1 to 858 and encodes 285 amino acids. The transcript is spliced from 3 exons.